Molecule: messenger RNA, 1006 nt
Organism: Phymastichus coffea
Lineage: Eukaryota; Metazoa; Arthropoda; Insecta; Hymenoptera; Eulophidae
Product: cilia- and flagella-associated protein 161-like
Exons: 4
Coding region: 33-878 (281 amino acids)
Biological process (GO): cilium assembly
Cellular component (GO): motile cilium
Source: RefSeq, a predicted model, not a curated record
UUAAAUGUAAAUGACACACAUUACGAUUAACAAUGUACUCCGGACGUGUCCUAGUUGGCUUCUGGCUAGACAAACUCCAGCUCGAAAUGGAACAACGCGAGGAACAAGACAAAAAGCGUAAAAAAGGUUUAUUGAUAUGUCAGCGUCGUCGUCGCUUAAUCCACAACUUCAUUCGCGGCGUGCCAUUGCCAACGAAUCCAUCCUGCGAUUACAUAAAAUUUGGUCAACAUGUGCAAGUACACGCGCCGGAGGUGAUCGAUAUGACGUACAAACUGGAAAGCGAUCGAGGAUGUCCUGACGCUGAGAUACCUUGGGGGCCAAGGCAGUUGGGUUUAACACUUGCUGCCACUGCUGCUUACGAGGACAUCGAGAUCGCCAGAAUGGUUGAUGGUUGCGCUGUUGCUUGCUCACCUUACAGGUGUCCUGCUUCUAGAAAUAUUUUCAAAAUCGUCGAUGUCGAUUUCGGGACCGAGGGUGACUGCCUUACAUUUGGACGACAGUUUUAUUUGCAGCUGCCUUAUGCAAAUGAAAUUUUAUACCUGCGAUCGGAAACACCUCUUAUUGAUGGUCAAUUCGGCCCCAAAUAUCACAAUCCUCUGCGCUUGAAUGUUACCAAAGAUUGUUAUGCAAAGUGGAGAGCUCUUUACUGGAACAGACAGCAGAGAUUCGAGACAGAAGGAGAUCCCAUUCCACCAUGCAUAAGGAUUGUGAUUCAACACGUGAUGACUGGCCAAUGCCUUGCAGUGGAAAAUCUUAAAUGGCAUCGUAGUAUUCUCGGUUAUGAGUGUGGUGCAUCGGCUCACACUUACGCAGACGUGCAUCGCAAUGAAACAUCUGAAUGCAUUUGGAACUUUAUCAUUCCGCGGAAUUACAACUAGCAUACUGAAAAGUGAGCAUUAUCAAUAUUUGUACAAAUAAAGCAAAAGAAAACAUCAAUGUCAAAUUACUAUAAAAUCUAUAAAUAAAACUAAUUUAUGUACAACUGUUACUUUUUUUUUAUCCAGUC